This is a messenger RNA of Cinclus cinclus, 399 nucleotides long. Its product is annotated as basic salivary proline-rich protein 1-like. The record is from RefSeq and is a predicted model, not a curated record. The transcript has a single exon. The coding region runs from base 1 to 399 and encodes 132 amino acids. NCBI's taxonomy places the organism in Eukaryota, Metazoa, Chordata, Aves, Passeriformes, Cinclidae.
AUGGACAUCUCCAGUAUGAGUCCAUCCCAUGGGAACAGUCCUCCCAAAACUGCUGCAGUGGAGGUCGCUCUUCCACAGGGUGCAGUCCUUCAAGGACAGGCUGCUCCAGCUGGUGGGCUCCCAUCUCCACGGGCUCCCACAGGCUCACAGCCUCCCCUCAGGCAUCCACCCGCUCCAGCACAGGCUCCUGCAGGGGCUGUGGGUGGAUCUGUGCUCCCCUAUGGCCCUCCAGGGGCUGCAGGGGCACAGCUGCCUCCCCAUGGGCUGUACCGGGGGCUGCAGGGCAAUCCCAGCUCCGUUCCUGGAGCACCUCCUGCCCCUCCUGCACGGACCUUGGUGUCUCCUUCUCACAUGUCUUCACCCUGCUCUUCUCUGGCCGCAAUUAAAACUGCACACUAA